Molecule: messenger RNA, 861 nt
Organism: Uncinocarpus reesii 1704
Lineage: Eukaryota; Fungi; Ascomycota; Eurotiomycetes; Onygenales; Onygenaceae
Exons: 2
Molecular function (GO): protein binding
Source: RefSeq, a predicted model, not a curated record
AUACCGCCCAUCCCGGACCAGCCCACAGAUACAAAUGCCGUCGACACCGCAUCAGAUCCUCCCGAGCAGCCUCCUGCAAGGCAGAAUCCAGACACAGCUGGUACAUCAAGCAAUGAGAUGACGAUUGACACUCCUGUAGAUUCUACCCCGGGCACAGACGCGCCACAGUCAACGACUGUGGAUGGAAAUGGUCGAACUGAUCCCGACGACUCUGCAUCGGGUGGAGAUACUUCCUCUGAUGAUUCUACGAGGCCAACCUCGGAGGGUUCUACCGAGUCCAGUGACUCCACAAGUGAAGAGGAGAACCAAGAAGAUAAGCCAGAGGAGGAACCGGCAGACUGGGCAGACAUUGUCGAAGAUACUUCGAUGCCGGAUGAAAACGAACUGAAAGAAAUUGAAAAUGCGGAUGCAGAUUAUAGCGCUUAUGAGUACGACUAUUGGGAAAGCACCUUUUAUCGAGAUCCUGAUGAUCCAGAGUACCGUGCUUCUGAAAAGGCUCGCCUUACAUGGAAGAUCAAGGGUGUGCGAGGUACCAAGGAAAAGCCCAACCGCGCCACAAUCAUGCGCUCACCCGCAGCAUAUGUUGGCGGCCACUACUGGACCAUCAAGUUCUUCCCGCGAGGCAAUUCCGUGUCGUCAUUGAGUAUCUAUGUGGAGUGCUCAGCAAUCCCUCCAGAACCAGAUAAGGAUACCUGUGAAACCGAGUUCAAAGUCCUCAGAGGACCGCCUGAUGCAGAUCUGAGCAAGCUGACUCCAGUACAAGAGUUGUCGCUCCCGGCUGGACCACGUGCCAAAGAAACAAAAUCGACACCACCGCCCGACGAAGGCGAAAAAGGGCGAGGCCAGUGUCGAGGCUCAUGA